AUGGAGGUGAAUGCUUGGGUUGAAGAUCACACCAGUGGUCUCAUCAAGAAUCUUCUUCCUCACGGAUUCGUUACAAACAUAACCAAUAAGAUUUAUGGAAACGCCUUGUACUUCAAGGGAGCAUGGAAAAGCCCAUUUGAUAAGUAUUAUACAAGAGACAGAGAAUUUCACCUUGUCAAUGGCAAGAUAGUGUAUGUGUCAUUCAUGAGUAGCCAUGAGAACCAACACGUAAGAGCUUAUGACGGUUUCAAGGUUCUUAGGCUCCCUUACCGACAAGGCCGCGAUGAUAUCAAGCGCGAAUUCUCAAUGUAUUUCUAUCUACCCGACAAGAAAGAUGGGUUGGAUACUUUUGUGGAGAGAAUGUCAUCUACUCGUGGAUUCUUGGAUAGUCACAUUCCGAGUUACAAAGUUGAGGUUGAGAAACUCAGAAUUCCGAAGUUUAAGAUUGAAUUCGAGUUUUCUGUUUCAGAACAGUUAGGAAUACAAUCGAUUUCAUUAUACCACAAAGCUCUUGUUGAAAUCGAUGAAGAAGGUGCUGAAGCUACGGCUGCAACUGCUCAUCUUACUAUGUUACCGGGCUGCUGUGCUCCAAUAAAACGUCCUAAAACUAGAUUUUGUAGCCGAUCAUCCAUUUCUUUUCUUGAUAAGAGAAGACUAUACUGUAACCGUUUUGUUCGUUGGUCAGAUCUUUGA
Molecule: messenger RNA, 693 nt
Organism: Arabis nemorensis
Lineage: Eukaryota; Viridiplantae; Streptophyta; Magnoliopsida; Brassicales; Brassicaceae
Source: the annotation of a GenBank genome assembly